This is a messenger RNA of Ctenocephalides felis (cat flea), 4818 nucleotides long. RefSeq names its product alpha-1-macroglobulin-like. The record is from RefSeq and is a predicted model, not a curated record. Bases 1 to 4818 code for a protein of 1605 amino acids. Gene Ontology annotation, molecular function: endopeptidase inhibitor activity. Lineage: Eukaryota; Metazoa; Arthropoda; Insecta; Siphonaptera; Pulicidae. The transcript has 28 exons. Gene Ontology annotation, cellular component: extracellular region.
AUGUUAGUGAUUUUUAUAAUAAUCUCGUUAACGGCGCCUUUGGCUCAAUGUGGGGGAUACAAGAGAGGUUUUCUCCUAACCGGUCCUGCUGCAGUAACACCAGGAGGAGAUGAAACUUAUUGCGCCACAUUUCACCAUGUGUCCGGUUCCGCCAGAGGCAUUUUAGAUCUAACCUGGGGCGAUGGAACCAGCAGCACUGUCGAAUUACAAUGGACCAACGUAAGUUUGCCCGACCUGGAAUGCUUCAAAUUAUCCAUACCACUAUUAUCCGGAGGUGGACCAGAAGAGGAAGGUCGCCUCAGGCUGAGAGUGUAUUUUGGAGAAGAAUUAGGAUAUUCUGUAGAUGGAUGGGGAGUUGUUGCUUUGGCUCAUGCUUCAAGACCUUCAUUAGCUAUUGCAGAGACUGAUUUGCCAGUAUACAGGCCUGAUGAUUUAGUUCGAGUUCGGGUGCUUCUAAUUCGGCCAGCAGACUUUGCCAUUGUUCAGAGUGUGAUACAUAAAAUUUGGCUACUAAAUCCAUCUUAUUUAAAAGUAGCUCAAUGGAACAACGUGACAACGCGUCUGGGUUUAGCUGAACUUCAGUUUCGUCUCUCGUCAGAUCCUCAACAGGGAAUUUGGAGAAUUAAAGUAUUAAUAGAUGAUUACCAGAAGCAAGAAGAUGAAAUCACGUUUGAAGUUCGACAUCAUGUUCUUUCCAAAUUUCAUUUAAGUAUUCAACAUGUGAAGGAAAUGACUUAUCCCAGCGAUUACUAUUCAUGGAAAAUAUGCUCAAGAUAUAGUUAUGGAAAACCUGUGAAAGGUGUAUUAAACAUUCAAAUAAAAGCUGCAACAGAAAGUGGCACAGAAUCUUUCUACAAUGAAACGAUUUCUGAAGAUCAGUUAGAUGGACGAAGAGGAUGUCUCAACUAUUCUAUUACAGCUUUGCAAGGAUUAGUUUUAGGUCCUGGAGUAAUUUCAAUGAAUGCUACAAUGAUAGAAAGUGCUACUGGAAAUGAAGAGAACGCUUCUACCCAUACGAAAGUUUCUAGACGUAAAUAUGAUAUAAAAUUCAUUAAUACGGACAAGUAUUUUAAAUAUGGACUUGGUUUUUCUGGCCAGGUUCAAGUUACUUCGAUAGGAUCUAACACCCCUAAAUCUGAUGUUCCUCUCAAAAUUUGUUUUGAAACUAUUACUACACAAGAUGAAGAAAAUGAAGUUUGCAGAAGCUACAAAUCAAAUCGAUUAGGUUUGGUUAUAUUUCGUAUUGCACCUUUGAGUGAAGAUAUUACUAUCAUAAAUAUUAGAACACAAUGUGUGGAUGAAAAAGGUCCGAGUUUGAUUUUAAAUCCUUGGUCAGUGCAAUCGAGUGCACAUAUAUCAGUAUCAAGACCACCAGGAAUUGUACCUUUGAUGUGCGGUAUAGAGUAUGACUUUCCUGUUAUUUACACUGCACCUGACGAAGCUCUUCAUGCUCCACAAAUUAUGCAUUAUUUAGUAAAAAACUCGUGGUGGAAUAGCGUCUCGCGGUUCUGUGUUUGUUCCUUCAUCUUCCACGCUCCUGGACGACGGUUAGCUCGAGUUUCACUACGAGUUCGUAUUACUAGUGCUAUGGCACCAGAAGGUUGGUUUGUUGUAUAUUAUGCAAGAGGAGAUGGUGAACUUGUUUCAGGAUCAACCAGGUUUGAAGUGCAGAGAUGUUAUGGACAAAAAGUUCAUCAAUCAUGGAUUCAAUCAAAAGCUUAUCCAGGAGAUGCAGUUACCUUACGAUUACGUGCUGCUCCAAACUCAUUAUGUGCCAUUUCCACAUGGAUGGACGUAUUCAGAACUUUCCCAGAAUUUGUCAAUGAGCGAUUCAUCAAAACGAAACGAAGAGGCAUAUCAAAUAUUGAAGCUCUAGGAACAUUCCAGAAUGCUGAUUUAGUAGUAAUAACUGAUUUGGAUAUGAAGACACUAACCUGUAUCCCAAAUGAAGAUGAUAUUGCUUCUAGACUUGAUUCUCUUGAUGGCGAUGGAGGAAUUCCCAGUCCGAAGGAAAAGCAAGAAUUAACUUAUCAAUUACCUCAUACAUUAACAACUUGGCAUAGUUCAGCUUAUUGUUUAUCAGAAAGCCGCGGAUUAGGUGUAGCUACACCUUCUACUGCUCGGAUUACAGCCUUCCAGCCAUUUUUUGUGGAUAUUGCAACGCCUUAUUCUAUUAAACGAGGAGAAAUAGUGGAGUUAUCUGCGCAAGUUUUCAAUUAUCAAGAUGAUAGUUUACCGGUUUCCCUAAGCAUUACUGCAGUGGAUGGUUUAUCAGCUUACAUGUUUGAUGGUGGUAACAUCUCAUCUAAAUGCGUUCCAUCUAAUGAUGCCGCAUUCAAUUUAACAUUGACUGCUCAAGUUGACACUGGAUAUCCAGAAUCGUGUGGACCGGAAACAUUAAUGGACAUCAGAGACAUUUUGGUGAAACAAAUAUUAGUUGAACCAGAAGGAUUUCCGGUAGAAAUUACAAAAUCUGCUUUCUUGUGCCCAAAAGAAUUUCCUGAGGAAUCUUCUUUGACUUGGUCUUGGGAACUACCAAAUUAUGUCGUCGAACAGUCUGCGAAAGCUCAAAUUUCAGUAAUAGGAGAAUUGGUGGCGCCUAUUUUACAGAAUUUAGGUAAUCUUGUUCAACUACCGUUGGGCUGCGGCGAACAGAAUAUGAUUUUGUUUGUGCCAAAUUUGUAUGUUCUAACAUAUUUAGAUGCAAAUAGAAUCGAAAAUGAACAUUUAAGAUCAAAAGCACUGUACAACUUGAAAAUAGGUUACGAACGCCAACUGAACUAUCGUCACAAAGAUGGUGGUUAUUCAGCAUUUGGCGAACAAGAUGAAUCGCCAUCCACAUGGCUCACAGCUUUUGGUUUACGUACAUUUGCUCAGCUUCAACGGCAUGUUGAUAUAGACAAAAACGAUCUGAUGUUAUCCAGGAGUUGGUUGAUGUCGCAACAGCUUGAAAAUGGAUGUUUUCAAAGCACUGGCUACGUUUUCAAUUCAGCGAUGAAGGGAGGUUUGGAGGAUGAAGAUUUGGUGGGGUUAACAGCAUUUGUCUUGAUUUCACUUAUAGAAACAAGAUUGCCUGUUAAAAGAAGCUCUAUUAGUUCCGCAAGAUUUUGUAUUGGUUCCGUAAAUGGUCCCGGCGUCAACGCUGAUUUAUACACAUUAGGAUUGGCUACUUAUGCAUAUUCUUUGCUUGGACCACAAAAAAAGGAUGCCAGAUCAAGUUUAGCUAGACUUCUGCGAAGAGCAACAUCUAGCGAAGGUAUGCUAUAUUGGCAAAGUGAAGAUGAUCAUCUUGCUGUAAACAUUGAGAUAACAAGUUAUGCUAUUCUUGCUCUCGUGAAACAUGGUGGAAGAGAAAAUAUGGCAUAUGCUUUGCAAGCUGUAAAAUAUUUGUCCAGGCAUCGAAAUUCGCAUGGUGGUUUUGUGUCGACUCAGGACACGAAUGUAGCAUUGCAAGCUUUGGCAGAAUACGCUAAUAGUGCACCACUUCACAAAACAAAUAUAACAGUUGGCAUAAAUUCAAACAAUAUUAUUCAUAGUAUUCCUAUAUUAUCUGGUGAUCCUCUUUCUAUACAUGAAUUCAAAUCCAUACCAAAACACGUAACCAUAACUUCACAAGGCGAUGGAUGUGUUGUUAUUCAAGGAUCGUUAAUGUGCAAUGUUAGAGGAACAGCACCAAGCAAGUCUUUUAGCUUAGAAGUACGUGCUAAGCCGCUUUCUCGUCAACUAUCAUGUUCUUCAAUCCAAAAUAUUCGAGUAUGCACGUGGUUACGUUUGCGCCACGUGGCGAUUAAUAUGGCAGUUUUAGAAGUUAUGUUACCCACCGGUUAUGAGCCUGAUCGGGCUUCAUUAUUUAAGGUUCAGCAAACAAAAAAUAAUAUGGUUAAACGUUUCGAAGAGCAACCGAAUCUGGUCUUGUUUUACUUAAUUAAUCUACCAACUCGCAGAGUUUGCCUGGAUUUCCUGAUUGCACGCUCUCAGCAUAUUUCUAAAAUAGAAAAUGCAAAGCCUGCUCACGUACGAAUUUAUGAUUAUUACAAACCUGAUAUAACUACUGUAAAAUCAUAUUUGCUCACAACUAAUUGUGAAAAUAAUACAAUUCCUAUGUACUUUGAAAUGGAUCGCAAUACUGAAACAAACGAUCAUACCGAUGGCGUGGGGCAGAUAGAGAGCACUACUCUAGCCAAUUUUGCUACGAAUUAUAAUAUGCUGUACACUACUAUAAGAACCAAUACAGAUUAUUCUAUCAGGACCACAGAAGUUGAUCGAGAACAUUUUACUAUUGCAACAUACGAAACGCAAGAAAUGACUGAAGCGAAUACUGAAAGAAAUGAGGAUGAUGAAGAAGAAGAUUUAGAUAAAUAUUCAGAAGUUAUUUCAGAAUAUAAUAAAAUUGAUUGCCCAAAAUGUUAUGUAGGCAUACCUUUAGAGUUUCCUGAAAUUUACUGCAAUGCUGUGAAUGCAUUUUAUUCAAACGACGGCAACACAAUUUUGAUGGACUUCAAUCCUAAAAAGCGAGAGUUUGUUAAAAUGAACUUAACACUGAACAUUGAGAUUGCGGAUAAUUGUGAUUGCAAACCUUUCUUCAGAGCUGGAGCUCAUUUACUAGUCAUGGAUCAUGGUUUACCUUUCCUGGAUAUAUUGCAUCCUGAUUCAACAUUAGUAUUAGGAAGCAGUUCUCAUAUCCUCGGUUUAGGACCAGUAACAGGAAAUGUUAUACCCAGCAGACAGGUUUUGCAAAGGAUUCGAAGGGUUAGACAAACGUGUAAGGUAGAUAAGAAUGAUGAAGGUGAGCAUGAAGCUACUUCUGUCGACAACUAA